GGUAACGAAGGUUGAAUAACUCUUCGAACUUUCAAAAAUUCUCCCCUCCAAGGAAAUGCCCGCCACCCAUGGCGCGGCGAUCCUUCCACUUCCUCCACCUUCACCCUUCCCCUUCCUUCUUACAAACCCAGCUUGCCCACUCCCACUUCCUCAAGUCCGGCCUCACCGCCGACGCCCACCUAGCCGCCAAAAUCCUCUCCCUUUACGUCACCCACCACCGCUUCACCGACGCCACCGCCUUCCUCUUAUCCCUUCCCGAACCCGAAACCUUCUCCUUCUCCUCUCUCAUCUCCUCCCUUUCCCGUUCUCCCUUCUCUUUCCUCUCCCUCCUCCCCCGCAUGCUUUCUCUCCGUUUCCUCCUCGACCCCUUCGUUCUCCCCUCAGCUCUCAAGGCCUGCGCCGCACUCACUUCCCUCAUUGCCGGCCGGAGUCUCCACGUGUUCGCUGUAGUUUCAGGACUUUGCAAUGACCCCGUCAUUUUGUCCUCCCUCCUCCACCUGUACCUGAAGUGUGGCGUCCAAAAUGAUGCACACAAAGUGUUUGGCAGAAUGCCCCAACCAUCUGUCGUAGCCUAUAGUGCCUUGCUCGCUGAUGCUGCUUCUCGUGGCAGUGUUUCCGUAGUAAAGAGGCUCCUUUAUCAGAUGCAGAUGUCUGGGGUGGAGCCGAAUUCGGUCACUUGGAAUGGCCUCAUUGCAGGAUUUAGCCGAAGCGGGCAUCCCCACGAAGCACUUUCCAUGCUUCAAAGUAUGCAUUUUGAGGGGUGUGGGUUGGAUAGUGUCGGUGUCUCCAGCGCUCUGUCUGCGGUGGGGGAUGUAGAAGAUUCUUGGGUGGGUUUGCAGAUUCAUGGGUGUAGCAUUAAGCAUGGAUUCAAUUCAGAUGUUUGUGUGGUGAGUGCACUCAUCAACAUGUAUGGGAAGUGCCGGGUUACGGAGGAGAUGAGUAAGGUGUUUGAUGAAGGUGGUCAUAUGGAUGUUGGAUCUUGCAAUGCCCUUGUUGCUGGGUUUGCUCGAAAUGGUCUUGUCUGCGAGGCUGUGAUGAGGUUUAGGAGGUUUCAAGAGCAGAGAAUUGAGCUGAAUGUUGUGUCAUGGACCUCCAUUGUUGCUUGCUGUGCUCAGAAUGGGAAGGAUGUGGAAGCAAUGGAGUUCUUUAGGGAGAUGCAGGGUGUCGGUAUUCGACCAAAUUCUGUGACUAUCCCUAGCCUUUUGCCUGCGUGUGCCAACAUUGCUUCUUUGAUGAAUGGGAGAUCAGCCCAUAGCUUCUCUCUUCGAAGUGGAAUUUCACAUGAUGUGUACGUUGGCAGUGCUCUCAUUGACUUGUAUGCUAAGUGUGGUAGAGUUAGAGAGGCCCGGGUUGUCCUUGACGCAAUGCCGAUUAAGAAUGUAGUAUCAUGGAAUGCAAUGUUGGGUGGUUAUGCCAUGCAUGGAAGAGCAAAAGAUGCGAUUGAUCUUUUUUGUUUGAUGGAAGUGAGCGACCAGAAGCCUGACUCAGUAAGCUUCACCUGCUUGCUUUCAUCCUUCAGUCAAGCAGGAAUGAAAGAUGAAGGGUGGUUGUUUUUCCACAAGAUGGAGAAGGAAUAUGGAAUUGCUGCGAGGAUGGAGCAUUAUGCAUGCAUGGUUAGCCUCCUAAGUCGAGCUGGCAAGCUGGAUGAAGCUUACAAAUUCAUGGGAGAGAUGCCGUUUUACCCUGAUGCUUGUGUUUGGGGAGCACUUCUCGGUGCCUGCAGAGUGCAUGGAGAAGUGAGACUUGGUGAAAUUGCUGCAGAAAACCUGUUUAAACUUGAGCCUCAGAAUGCCGGGAACUAUGUUCUCUUAUCGAACAUUUAUGCGGCGAAUGGAAUAUGGGAUGGCGUGGAUAGAGUAAGGGAUGAGAUGAAGAGAUUGGGCGUGAAGAAGAACCCUGGCUGCAGCUGGAUUGAGAUCAAGAACAAGGUACACAUGCUUCUUGCUGGAGACAGCUCACAUGCAGAAAUGGAGCAGAUUGUGGAGAGAUUGAAAAAGCUUGGGGUUGCCAUGAAGAGACUUGGUUAUCAACCGAGCACCAACUUUGCGCUGCAAAAUGUCGAGGAACAGGAUAAGGAGGAGAUGCUUUGCGGACACAGUGAGAAGUUGGCUGUGGCAUUGGGACUUAUAAGCACCUGUCCAGGGACUCCUCUCAGAGUCAUAAAGAAUCUUAGGAUAUGUGGCGAUUGCCAUGUAGCUAUAAAGUUCAUAUCAGAAUUUGAAAGGAGAGAGAUACUUGUGAGAGAUACCAAUAGAUUUCAUCUUUUCAAAGAUGGGAAGUGUUCCUGUGGGGAUUAUUGGUGAAAAGCUUUGGCGUUUGCUGCUCCUGCUUAACCUACCUGGCGAUAACCCUCGAGCAGAAAGAGCGAAAGGAGACGGUUCCUGCAAUCUUUAGGCAAUGAAGACUUGCCGGGCAGGUCCUCAUUUUUGUUUCAGAACCAGUUUUAACAGUCUCCCAUUCUUCUGCAGACAUAUAAGCACUCUCAUCUUGGCAGUCUCUUCGCUGCAGAAAGCUGAUGCAGCAUUUGUUCCAUCACUUAGAACACUACACACAGUAUCCACUGCCUUGCUGGUCUUUCAUUCUUCAAUGAAAAUGAAAUACGGUUCUCUAUAACACAGUGAUGGACUACAGGCUACAGCUGGUUGUGGAUACCGGAAGCGGAAUCAUAAGGACAAGUGGAUGGCAGGCUAUCAAAUAAUUUAAUCCUAAAUGGCUUUUACCUAUCGAGCACGGCUAUUUGGAGGCUGAAUGUCUAGAAAAGACAUGGAGGAUCAAGCAAGAAACUAUCCUUCAAGAAGUAGAUAUUAUUGGUUCAAGGAAACCAUUCGAUAUGGUCUUGAAAGAUUUAGGUCUGUACAUAUUGGAUUAUACAUUGAGUGGCCGAUAUAUGCUUGUUGGAGGUCGAAAGGGCCAUUUGGCUAUGAUAGAUAUGAUUACUAUGGAUCUCAUAAAAGAAUUUCAGGCUGUGGCCCCACGAAUGGCUCAUUAUAAGAACUUGAAGAGCUAGGUAGCAUAUGGAUGAUUUCCUGUUGAAAACGCCUCAUCUAUAUUCUUCUUGGUCAUCUAUCUUGUCAUGGAAUUGGUUAGGGAAACAGUGCGUGACGUGGUUUUCCUACAUAAUGAACAAUUUUUCGCAGUCGCCCAGAAGAGUUAUACUCUUUUUUUAUUCUAUUACAAAUUACUGCUAUUGUCAUACUGAUAUGCAAUGGGGUUACCUUCCAGCUUAUUUUCUUCUUUCCUGCUCCAUUACAAACUAUAAAUUGAAAUGGUUAUGAUUUGCAAUUUUACAAUUGCCAAAUAUAUUAUCAUUAUGAUUUUUAAUUGUUAUAGGGCAAUAAUCUUGUUCAUUGAUAUAUUAAGUGAGCAUGUCUACUAUCUAGAACAUUGGAAAAGCAUAAAAGAAAAGUCACACCUACACAUGGGAGCAUGAAUUGAUAAAAGGACUACAAAUGAUCUGUAUUACUUACAGAGAUCUUAGUUUUUGGUUCUCAAAUGGGCCAAUAAAUCUCUCAGCUGAAGAUCAACUUUUUGUUGCUUUCAUUCAUGGAGAUGAUUAGUUCCAUUUUAACUGAAUUCCUGCGGGGAAUUGCUCGGAGGCUUCUUAAAGCUACUUUAGUAGAAGCAGCAAAGAGAAAUAGGAGAUGACAUUCUCUGAUCUCAAGAAGAGUGAUUGCUGGUUAAGCCGCCAUUUCCAUGAUGAAAGCUUACUCAAGCACAGGCCACACUAUCUGUAAGAGGGGGAGUCUUAACUCUUUCUGCUAAUUCUUUUGUAAAGUGUACAUUACCGUUGCAGCUUCGUGGUUCCUGAUAAAGUAACAAUUUUUCUCAUUUCAAAACUAUAAACAUACUAGUUUGCUAACAUGGAUGUUUGAUGACUGUUUUCAAAUCAUGUGAAGAAAGUAAGAACAGGUAAUUUAUGAUUUGUUUAUGAAUCUAGGUAUUAAUUUAUGAUUUUCAACAAUUUUCAACCA
Molecule: messenger RNA, 3971 nt
Organism: Dendrobium catenatum
Lineage: Eukaryota; Viridiplantae; Streptophyta; Magnoliopsida; Asparagales; Orchidaceae
Product: pentatricopeptide repeat-containing protein At1g20230
Exons: 8
Coding region: 69-2303 (744 amino acids)
Biological process (GO): RNA modification
Molecular function (GO): protein binding; RNA binding; zinc ion binding
Source: RefSeq, a predicted model, not a curated record